This is a messenger RNA of Corythoichthys intestinalis (scribbled pipefish), 4520 nucleotides long. RefSeq names its product WNK lysine deficient protein kinase 4b (gene wnk4b). Gene Ontology annotation, cellular component: cytoplasm; cytosol. The record is from RefSeq and is a predicted model, not a curated record. The transcript has 24 exons. Lineage: Eukaryota; Metazoa; Chordata; Actinopteri; Syngnathiformes; Syngnathidae. Gene Ontology annotation, biological process: protein phosphorylation; negative regulation of sodium ion transport; monoatomic ion homeostasis. Gene Ontology annotation, molecular function: protein serine/threonine kinase activity; ATP binding; potassium channel inhibitor activity. The coding region runs from base 233 to 3559 and encodes 1108 amino acids.
UAUUCUGUCAGGAAUAAAUUUACCGUGGACCACACAGACUAGGUAUUUAAAAAGUGACAUCCCUCCCAUUAUUUUACACAGCAAAAGCUGAUAUGUGUACUCAGGUGUCAGCUGGGAGGAGUUUGUGUCAUCUGCUGCCAGCUGAUAGAGAAGAUCUCCCUCCCGCUGAGGGCCUCACGCCGUCUUCUGCUCACUUCCUGCAUCCAUUGAUCUUCAGUAGCUUCACCGCAUCAUGGACGACGACAGCAAAGCAAGCGAGGACCGAGAGGCGGCGUCCUCUACUUCCGAUGGUGUCCCCUCGGAGACCACGUCCGGAUCAGACUCAGGCGAGGAGAUGGUGGCGCCGGCGCCGUUGUUGACAUCGGACGGGGAAGAGGCGGCCACGAAGGCAGUGGCGUCCUCGCCGGACGGACGCUUCCUCAAGUUCAACAUCGAGAUCGGCCGAGGAUCCUUCAAGAACGUUUACAAGGGCCUGGACACGGAGACCACGGUGGAGGUGGCCUGGUGCGAACUGCAGACCCAGCGUCUGACCCGCGCCGAGCGUCAGCGUUUCGAAGAGGAAGUGGUGAUUUUGAAGGCGCUCCAGCACCCCAACAUCGUUCGUUUCUUCGACUCUUGGAAGUCGGUGCUGAACGGUCACAAGUGUACCGUCCUGGUGACCGAGCUCAUGACGUCGGGGACGCUCAAGACCUAUAUUCGUAGAUUCCGCCCCAUGAAGCUGAAGCUGCUUCAGCGUUGGAGCUUCCAGAUCCUUAAAGGUCUUCACUUCCUGCACUCGCGAAGCCCUCCCAUCCUGCAUCGCGACCUCAAGUGCGACAACGUCUUCAUCACCGGACCGUCGGCCUCCGUCAAGAUCGGGGACCUCGGCCUCGCCACCCUCAAGAAAGCCUCCUUCGCCAAGAGCGUCAUCGGAACCCCUGAGUUCAUGGCUCCCGAAAUGUAUGAGGAAAAAUAUGAUGAGGCGGUGGACGUCUACGCCUUCGGAAUGUGCAUCUUAGAGAUGGCCACUUCUGAGUAUCCCUACUCGGAGUGUCAAAACGCCGCUCAAAUAUACCGCAAAGUCACCAACGGAAUAAAGCCAGACAGCUUCUCCAAGGUGACGAUUCCCGAGCUAAAGGAAAUAAUCGAGGGAUGCAUCCGCACCAACAGCAGUGAAAGGUUCACCGUUCAGGAUCUUCUGGACCAGCGCUUCUUCCAGGCUCAGCUGGGCGUGUACGUGGAGCUGGCCGAGGAUGACGACGGCAGUAAGUCGGCGCUGAUGCUGUGGCUGAGGAUGGACGGGACCAAGAAGUUUCACGGCAAGUACAAAGACAACAACGCCAUCGAGUUCCUCUACCAGCUCCACAACGAUGUCCCUGAGGUGGUGGCCCAGGAGAUGGUUGUUUUGGGCUUCGUGUCCGAGUGUGACUACAAGCUGGUGGCGAUGGCCCUCCGAGACGGCGUGACCGUCAUUAAGCGCCAGCGAGAGAAACGCCGGCGAAUGGCCGAAGAUGCCGCCCAUCAACAAGAGGAGGCCGCCCGGCGACAGGAUGAUGCUGCUCAGCCGCCUCAGACAUCUAAUCAGCAACGAGGGAACUCUGACCCGCCAUCCGGGCUACAAGCCCCACCCACUACCGCAGUGACGUCAUCCGUCGGAAGCCAGGCUCAGCAUGUGAGCGACAAGACAGCCGCCGCAGCGAACCGCCUGACUGACGGAGUGGCAGAAGUCCCGCCUCUUCCAGUUGCGUCUCCUUCUCAGCAGAACAGUUACGCCCAGCCGCCUAGGACCCGGCGCUCAAAGGCUCCGCCCUUUCCAGUGCUGCGCUACCCAAGGAGCCUUGCGGUUUCGCAAUACGAGCCCACACAAUCGCUACACGGGUUCUCCUCACCUGCGGACAGUUGCGCUUCUGACGUGACAUCGGGUUUGAGUGACUGCAACGAAGGCCAAUCAGAGAAGAGCUUCCAGGAGGUGACUGAGCGCCAUCCCGACAGGAAAUUGAGGAAACAGAUGAAAGCGCAGCUGAGGCUGACGGGGGUUUCCAACAUGGCCGACCGCGUGGUGGAAUGUCAGCUGAAUACUCACGACAACAAGAUGGUGACCUUUAAAUUUGACCUUGACGGUGACGACCCCGAAGACAUCGCCUCUGUAAUGUUGCACAGAGACUUCAUCUUGGCCAGCGAGCGAACGGUAUUCAUCCUGCGCAUGUAUGACAUAAUCAGGAAGGCGGAGUCUAUGAUGAUGCAACAGAAGCAGACUAGGAUGACGGCCGACCGCUCCUCCAGGACGCCGUCCCGCAACGAUUUGGCGGAGGCUGAGCCGCCCCCCUCCAAAGAUGUCAAGCCUGAACCUGCACCACCACCACCACCAGUGCAGUCUUUCUACCAUUCCUCAACCCCGCCACCUCUCCACGCAGAGGCCCCACCAUCCCCCCAGUAUCCUCAUCCGUCCCAGGUGUACCCUGGGUACGCAUCACCCACCGGUAUCCCGCCUCAGUGGCCGUCCGCCACCGCUUCCCAGGUUACCCCGCAUGUGGGCGCCACCCAUCAAUGGCCACAACCCACGUCCCCACCACUUACCUCCCCUGUGAGCGCCCCCCCUCAAUGGCCGCCCCCCGACCAACCCCUCUUCUCUUUGGCUAACAUGAUGUCAUUAGCCAUGACCAUGGCCCGCUCCUUCCUGCCCCCCAGUCAGAGCUACCACCCCGCUAGCCCCCCGCCCUUCACACCCCCUGUCAGGCCCUUCUCGCCACCCACAUCACCAUCUUUGGGUCGCGCCUCCUUCCCGGCAACUCCGCACUUAGGGACAGGCGGCAGCCAGCAGGGUGGGCCACGCAACUGGAACCCAGCAGAGCUCAGGUACCCCUCACCCCUUCCGCCUCAUGAUUCUCCCCCACGGCCACUGACGUCCCCCUCAUUGCCGGCCCCGCCUCCUCAACAAACGCAAGGGCAGCCCAGCGUCAGGACAUCACACGGACCGCCGGCCACACGUGAAGCGAUGACUCCGCCUACCCGUAACGUGGGUCGCUUCCACGUGAGCAACUCGGAACCCCAGAUGGCACGCUCGCCACCCCCGUCUCAAAUGAGCCGAUCGGAGAGCUCUGAAAGCGUCUCUGAGGAAGAGAGCCAAUCGGAGAGCAGUUGCUAUAGCGACACGGGAGAAGGGUCGGAGGGCAGGAAGAGGAGAAGUGGUCGUAAACUGGCGGGCGCCACGUUGGAGGGGCCGUCCCCCAAUCAAUUGCGGAGCCGCUCGUACGUCACGUCCGACGAUUCCGAUAAUGACGACGACACGUGGGACGAGCUCAAGGAAAUUCGGGAAAGACACAUGCUGGAGGUGCGCCGCCUGCAGGCCAAUCAGAAGCGAGAGAUGGACGAGCUGUGUCAGAGGAUAGGGAAAGCUCCGCCCCUUGGCGCUGUCGCUCCGGCUGCCAUGUUAAAUCAACGCAGGCUACACAGGCCAGAUGUGUUGCCCCCCGCAGGUAUCCUGAGAAGGCGCUCUCUGGAGAGGGCCGGCAGAGUGUCGUUCGUGCCAGGACACACGUAUGUGCCCGACACCAACCUGAGUGUUGAAGAAGAAACGUGAUGAUGGCUAAUAUGUUCUUCAGUUUCUUCCUGUGGAAGAGCGCUCGUAGCUGUUUAAAGCGAAAGGUUGUGCUUGCUAACUGAGAGAAUGCGCCAAGACGCGCUACGGAUGCUAACCUCCCUAAUGAAGCUAGCCAUGCAAACAGUGCUACGGCUUCUUGCCUAUAACACCUGCGUCAUCUGAGAACGACACGAUGGGCGGAAUUUAUUAAAUUCCAGCGGCGAACGUGGCCGAACGCUGCAAUGUUGUGUUGUCCUUUCAACUUAAGCUAAUUAAGUUGAUUUAACUCAACAGACAUUGCUCCGAUAACAUUACCUGUUAGCUGCUGUGAGCGACCCUCAGUUAAAGACAUCAAAUUCAUUUCAACUAGGAUGGCUAGCAUUGAGUGGUCAUACUUCGCUGCCAUUGACAGCAAUAGGCUUCCAAUCCAACUUGACUGAAUCACUGUCAUCCCUCCCAGUCAAAAUGGAUUGGUCAGUGUCACCCAACGAGGUACAAAUCGAUAAGCUUGAUUAAUCGAUUUUGAACCGAAACCGUCUUUUCUGGUUAAAACGAUGUUAAAAUCGGUACGUUCGCUUUUCAAAACCGCACCAUUUUGGUUUAUCCAAGCUGCCGUAGUUUACUCUGCAUUUCCACUUCCUCUCACGAGAAACCACACCAUUUUUGUUUAUCAAAGCCGCCGUAGUUUCCUCUGCAUUUCCGGUUCCUCUUACGAGAGCGCACCGUCUUAACAACAACCAUGGCUACCGGCAAUUCUGCUUUGGACACAAAUUGCAUAACGCCAUUAGUAAGUGUAUUAUCUCAUGAUGUACUAAGUAUUGUUGUAUAUGUAAAAGGAUUGCAGUGGAUUGUCAAAUAAAACAUGCAGCUCUGAAAUGUUCAACACUUCCUUAUUUACUCAUGUACAACACAAUGACAGUCAUUUUGAUAAUUGUGCAAGUUCUCCCACUUGAAAAUAUUA